AUGGAAGGCAUUCGGCAAACAUUCCAGCGCUGCAAGGCCCAGGGCAGGUCUGCACUCGUUACAUAUGUUACUGCCGGUUUCCCUACGCCGCAGGACACCCCCAAUGUCCUGCUCGCCAUGGAAAAGGGCGGCGCUGAUGUGAUCGAACUCGGCGCCCCUUUCACCGAUCCUAUUGCCGACGGCCCGACUAUUCAGACAUCAAACACUGUUGCGCUGCAACAUGGUGUUACGAUCGAGUCAACGCUCAAGAUGGUCAAAGAUGCGAGAGACCAGGGCCUGAAGGCGCCCGUCAUGUUGAUGGGAUACUACAACCCUCUCCUGAGCUACGGCGAGGAGAGACUCUUGACCGACUGCAAGACAUCAGGCGUCAACGGUUUUAUUGUCGUCGACCUGCCUCCUGAGGAGGCAAUUUCUUUCCGCAAGCUCUGCACUAAGGGAGGACUCUCCUACGUCCCCCUGAUCGCUCCCGCGACCUCUGAUGCGCGCAUGAAGAUUCUCUGCAAGCUGGCCGACUCCUUCAUCUACGUCGUCUCCCGCCAGGGUGUUACGGGUGCUUCCGGCUCCCUGAACGCCAACCUGCCCGCCCUUGUCGAGCGUGUCAAGAAGUACAGUGGCAACAAGCCCGCCGCCGUCGGCUUCGGCGUGAGCACAAGAGACCACUUCCUGAGCGUUUCCCAGCUCGCCGACGGUGUUGUCGUCGGUUCCCAGAUCAUCACAACCCUCCAGAAGGCCGCCCCUGGUGAGCUGUACAACGACGUCGCAAAUUACUGCGCGUAUCUGUGCGGCCGCGACACCGCUAACAACGAGACCACCCGCGAGGUUGGCAUGGUUGAGGUCAUGGCUGCUGCCAAGGAGCCCACGGACCCCACAGUCGACGAAACCAUUACCGCCGACCAGGACAGCGAGCUGGUUGCAGAGCUCGCCGCCAUGCACGGCAAGAUCCCCGACCGCUUCGGCGACUUUGGUGGCCAGUACGUCCCCGAGAGUUUGAUGGACUGCCUGUCCGAGCUCGAGGAGGGCUUCAACAAGAUCAAGGACGACCCGUCCUUCUGGGAGGAGUACCGCUCAUACUACGAAUACAUGGGCCGCCCCGGCCACCUGCACCUCGCAGAGCGCCUGACGGAGUACGCCGGCGGCGCCAACAUCUGGCUGAAGCGUGAGGAUCUCAACCACACCGGAUCCCACAAGAUCAACAACGCCCUGGGCCAGCUUCUCCUCGCGAAGCGCCUCGGCAAGACCAAGAUCAUUGCCGAGACGGGCGCCGGCCAGCAUGGUGUCGCGACCGCGACCGUCUGCGCCAAGUUCGGCAUGGAGUGCACAGUCUACAUGGGAGCCGAGGAUGUCCGCAGACAGGCGCUCAACGUCUUCCGCAUGAAGCUUCUCGGCGCAAAGGUCGUUGCGGUCGAGGCCGGCAGCAAGACCCUGCGUGACGCAGUCAACGAGGCUAUGCGCGCCUGGGUUGUCGAGCUCGACACCACGCACUACAUCAUUGGCUCCGCCAUCGGCCCUCACCCCUUCCCUACCAUUGUUCGUACGUUCCAGUCCGUCAUCGGCAACGAGACCAAGGCGCAGAUGCUCGAGAAGAGAGGCAAGCUGCCCGAUGCCGUCGUCGCCUGCGUUGGUGGCGGCAGCAACGCCGUCGGCAUGUUCUACCCCUUCGCCAACGACCCCUCGGUCAAGCUCCUUGGAGUUGAGGCCGGUGGUGACGGUAUCGACACCGCCAGGCACAGCGCCACCCUCUCCGGAGGCAGCAAGGGCGUCCUGCACGGCGUCAAGACCUACAUCCUCCAGGACAAGCACGGCCAGGUCGCCGAGACCCACUCCAUCUCCGCCGGUCUCGACUACCCCGGUGUGGGCCCCGAGCUCAGCUCUUGGAAGGACAGCGAGCGCGCCAAGUACAUUGCCGCCACCGACGCCGAGGCCUUUAUCGGCUUCCGCCUCAUGAGCCAGCUCGAGGGCAUCAUCCCCGCGCUGGAAUCGGCGCACGGCAUCUUUGGCGCCAUCGAGCUCGCCAAGACGAUGAAGAAGGACGAGGACGUCGUCAUCUGCCUGAGUGGCCGCGGUGACAAGGACGUGCAGAGCGUCGCGGACGAGUUGCCCAAGCUGGGCCCCAAGAUUGGUUGGGAUUUGCGCUUUUGA
Colletotrichum spaethianum is the source of this 2139-nucleotide messenger RNA. Its product is annotated as tryptophan synthase. The coding region runs from base 1 to 2139 and encodes 712 amino acids. The record is from RefSeq and is a predicted model, not a curated record. NCBI's taxonomy places the organism in Eukaryota, Fungi, Ascomycota, Sordariomycetes, Glomerellales, Glomerellaceae. Gene Ontology annotation, cellular component: cytoplasm. Gene Ontology annotation, biological process: L-tryptophan biosynthetic process. Gene Ontology annotation, molecular function: tryptophan synthase activity. The transcript is spliced from 5 exons.